Messenger RNA from Etheostoma cragini (Arkansas darter), 1169 nucleotides. RefSeq lists its product as uncharacterized. Lineage: Eukaryota; Metazoa; Chordata; Actinopteri; Perciformes; Percidae. Gene Ontology annotation, molecular function: DNA binding. Bases 97 to 1143 code for a protein of 348 amino acids. Gene Ontology annotation, biological process: regulation of transcription by RNA polymerase II. The transcript is spliced from 4 exons. Gene Ontology annotation, cellular component: nucleus; transcription regulator complex. The record is from RefSeq and is a predicted model, not a curated record.
CUUAGCUUCGCACCGGAAGCGGAAAGCGCACCGUUGUUGUUUUCUUCUCGUCUCCUCUCGCUCCACCAGGCGGGUUUCGGGAGUUUUUAAACCCAAAUGGAGCACAAACUGAUCCUGGCGGUCUCCGGCUUCCCGAGUCUCUACGACACAAACUCUCCGACCUACAGGGACCUGAACAUGAGAGCCGAGUCGUGGAGACAAGUCUCAGAGAUCGUCGGUGUUCCCGAGUCUGAGUGCAGAAGGAAGUGGAAGACGCUGAGGGACCAGCACCGGAGGGAACGCCAGCGGGAGAAAGAGAGGCGCGAGAGCGGCAUCGGGCUCUUUAAUUACCGGCCGUGGAGGUACUCGGCCAUCCUGUCGUUUUUGAACCCGUUUAUCGACGCCAGGGCGGCCGGCACCAAUGGCUGGGCGCUGGACCCGCAGCCCUCCCACCUCCACGCGGCCGAGAUGGGCUGCAGCACGACCACAGACACACGCAGCGACGACGAUGACUACGACAUCUUUGUAGCAGAUGCUACAACGACGACGUCCUCGUCCUCCUCGGAGUUCGCGCAGAGGAAGCGGCCUUUCUCCGCCCACAGAGACGGCGUCCGAUUCAAAGCGGCGAAGACGGAGCUGGGCUCGGAUACGGCGGAGGCGGCGCCCGACGCCAGAGACUAUUGCGGCGUCCAAACGCAGGCGCACGACAACAUGAAGGAGCUGUUUGAGAUGAUGAUGCAGUCCGUCACGUCUCUGGCCGCGUCCCUGGCUUCUUCGCAGCCUUCGUCCUCACAGCCGGCGGAGCAGACGCCGCUGCUGCCGCAUGUGAAAACGGAAGAGCCGGGCGCCGAGGUGGUGGAGCUGUCGGACGAAUCGGACGGCGAGGCGGAGUGUGAAGCCGCGUCCCCCAGACACAGCCAGUCUGCCCGGCCGGCCCGGGCCCGGAGGAAGAGCGGAGUGGACGGUCUGCUGGAGGAGUUCCUGCAGAGGACAGAAGCCCGCGAGGCUCAGCGCGAGCUGGACCCGAGAGACGACGUCACACUGUUCCUGCUGAGCCUGGCUCCGGCCAUGAGGAGGCUUCCCGCACAGAAACAGUCCUGGGUCCGGACCAAGAUGCAGCACUUUCUACACGAAGCAGAGUUUGGCGCUGCUAGUUUUCAGUGAUUCUCGGGCAACACAAUUGACAUUUU